Messenger RNA from Oppiella nova, 792 nucleotides. The record is from the annotation of a GenBank genome assembly. NCBI's taxonomy places the organism in Eukaryota, Metazoa, Arthropoda, Arachnida, Sarcoptiformes, Oppiidae.
AUGAAUUCCUCAAACAUAGACGAAACCGUGAAACUAAACACCGGUUAUGAGAUGCCAAUCCUGGGGUUGGGCACCUGGCAGGCACAUGGAGCUGAGGUCAAACAGGCUGUUAUUGAUGCCAUUAAGAUCGGUUACAGACAUAUCGAUACCGCUUCCGAUUACGGCAAUGAGGUAGAGGUGGGUCAGGCCAUCGCCGAGUCUAUUAAGGCCGGUGUCAUCAAAAGGGAGGACCUGUUUGUGACGACCAAAGUGUGGCCCCAGGGCUCCGACCGUAAGAAGUCGUUGGCUGAGGUGCACCAGUCGCUCACCAAACUGAACCUGACAUACCUGGACCUGGUUCUCGUGCACUUCCCUCAGGGAGACUUUGUGGACGUGUAUAAGGGCUUAGAGGACGCCUACAACGAAAAGGUCGUCCGAUCUAUCGGUAUCUCAAACUUCAACGAAAACCAAACCAACGAAUUGGUGUCCAAAACGACUGUCAAACCGGCCAACAACCAGAUCGUAUGUAACCCGAGGGCCGCACAGAGCGGGUAUGUGGACUACUCGCACACCCAUAACAUUACGGUCACCGCAUACUCACCCCUCGGCACCGGUACUCUCGUGAAAGACCCUAAAUUGGUUGCCAUCGGACAGAAACACAACAAGAGUGCCGCUCAGGUGAUGAUCAGAUGGCAGAUCCAGAGGGGAGUGAUUGUGAUCCCCAAGAGUGUGAAGAAGGCGUACAUUCAGGAAGACUUCGAGGUCUUUGACUUCACUCUAACCGCUGAUGAGAUGAAACAAAUCCCGUAUUAA